Messenger RNA from Ceratitis capitata (Mediterranean fruit fly), 585 nucleotides. It is a transcript of the gene RpS27, whose product is annotated as 40S ribosomal protein S27. The transcript has 3 exons. The record is from RefSeq and is a predicted model, not a curated record. The coding region runs from base 100 to 354 and encodes 84 amino acids. Gene Ontology annotation, molecular function: RNA binding; structural constituent of ribosome. Gene Ontology annotation, cellular component: ribosome; cytosolic small ribosomal subunit. Lineage: Eukaryota; Metazoa; Arthropoda; Insecta; Diptera; Tephritidae. Gene Ontology annotation, biological process: ribosomal small subunit assembly; translation.
UUCUCUUCUGAUGAAAUGUCUUUCCAUAUAUACAACUAUAGCUAACUUCACGCAUACAUUAUCUUCUUCCUUUUCCGUGUUAGCUGUGAAAGAAGAAACAUGCCGCUAGCAAAAGAUUUACUGCACCCAUUGCCCGCUGAAGAAAAGCGUAAGCACAAGCUGAAGCGCUUGGUGCAACAUCCUAACUCUUACUUCAUGGACGUCAAGUGUCCCGGCUGCUACAGAAUUACCACAGUUUUCAGUCAUGCACAAGGCGUUGUUGUGUGCGCGGGAUGUGCAACAAUCCUGUGCCAACCCACAGGUGGACGUGCUAAACUGACUGAGGGUUGUUCUUUUAGAAGGAAGCCGCAGUAGUAUAUUUAGAUGUCAGCGCGAUUAUUAAUUUUUUUAAUAAACAAAGAAUAAAACGUUUCAACAAAACAAGCAUUUCAACCAUUUUAUCUUUAAUUACAACUUUGGAAAUACUACGAUGUAAAAGUGCUACUAGCUAACCAAGUAUAUUAUUUACAUAAAUGAAAUACCUUAAAAGAUAAAAUGGAAGCGUUGUAUUUGGAAAUAAACGCUUGUGUGUGUUUAAAAAAAAAA